UUAACCCUUUUGGCGCAUAGUGACAUGAGUUUCUUCUAUGACUCCCCUUUAAGAGACGAGGGAUGCGACGUGUGUCACCCAACCCUGUUCCAAGCACCCGCUGGGGGAGGAGAGUCUGGAUGGACGUAUAGAUAGGCCAAAUAAAUAAACAAACGACAGGAGCAGGAGGAGGGGGAGGAAAAAAGGAAAUUCCCUUCUGUCUUUUCCUCUUCCCGAGCAUCUUGCGCUGCGCAGUGUUGGCGACACCACCGGGGAGCGGUGCGCAUUUUCUGUCGAUCUGAGGACAGGAGCAACAUCUCCGCGCCUGAAACGGACUGAAACACCGCAGUCUGACAGCCAGAGGAGGAAACUGCGGGUUCUUCUUUUAUUUUGAAAGCUUCUUUUUAAUGCACUGACGGUGGAGCAGAGACAGCCAAACCUGAUGCCCCCUCCAAACGGGAUAUUUGGCCGACCUAUGGAGUGUUGAUUUACAGUCGUUUUCACAAGAAUAUUUUUGAGGACACGCGGAGGAGCCUCGCUUGCACCGCGUUUUUCAUUGGCCUAUUUUUGCAUUAAAUUGCUGCGGGGUGAGAAAAUAGCUUUCAUUGCCAGUUGAGUGUUACAUAACCGAGUGGCAUUAGCUGUCCAAGGUGCUGAACUGAACGGUCGGAGCCUAUAACGGGACGAGCCGGGGGGAAUUCACAACCUUGCAAGGUCACGGGCCUAUCAAUCCGGGGAAGAGGAAAGGAGAGCAAGGGAGGCAGCCGGGUGAUAUAUUCAUAUUCAUAUUUCCUCGGCCCUGUGGGUGAAACACAUUCCUGAGGUGGUCGAUUCAGCGGAGAGAAAAUGUCGGGGCAAACGCUCACGGAUCGCAUCGCCGCUGCGCAAUACCAGCUAACGGGAUCAGAUAUGGCCCGGGCUGUCUGCAAAGCCACCACUCAUGAAGUGAUGGCGCCCAAGAAAAAGCACCUGGAGUAUCUGGUGUCAGCCACCAACACCACCAAUGUGAACAUCCCUCAAAUGGCUGACACGCUGUUUGAGCGAGCCACAAAUGCCAGCUGGGUGGUUGUCUUCAAGGCCCUCGUCACCACUCAUCACAUGUGUGUCCACGGCAACGAGAGGUUCAUUCAGUACUUGGCCUCCAGGACCUCUCUCUUCAACCUCAGCAAUUUUAUCGACAAAACCGGCUCUCAUGGCUACGACAUGUCUACAUUCAUCAGACGGUAUGGGCGGUACCUUAACGAGAAAGCCUUCGCUUAUCGCCAGAUGGCUUUUGAUUUCACCAGAGUCAAGAAGGGUGCUGACGGCGUGAUGAGAACCAUGACCACUGAGAAGCUGUUGAAAGGCAUGCCUGUUCUGCAGACUCAGAUUGACACACUCCUGGAGUUCGAUGUUCAUCCCAAGGAGCUGAACAAUGGGAUCAUCAAUGCUGCAUUCCUGCUUCUCUUCAAGGACCUGGUCAAACUGUUCGCGUCCUACAAUGACGGAAUCAUCAACCUAUUAGAGAAAUACUUCAAAAUGAAGAAGAGUGACUGUAAGGAGGCCUUGGAGAUCUACAAGAGGUUCCUGACCAGGGUGACAAAGAUUGGGGAAUUCAUGAAGCUCGCUGAGACAGUUGGAGUCGACAAAAAUGACAUUCCUGACAUCAACUACGCUCCCAGCAGUAUCCUGGAGAGUCUGGAAACACACAUGAACGGCCUGGAGGAUGUGAAAGGAGGAAAGAAGGGUGAAGGGUCUCCAACAAAGGGGUCUCCAACAAACAAUGUGUCUCCAACAUCAACACCUGCCAAAUCUUCAAAUGCUGUUCCCGCACUGCAGCCUCCUCCUGGGGAGAGUGCUGCCGCUGCUGCUGCUGCUCCUGCUGAGCCAGCUGAAGAUUCCUUGUUGGACCUGGAUCCACUAUCCUCCUCGGGUCCCUCAGCACCAUCAGCUGCCCCCACGUCUUGGGGAGAUCUUCUUGGAUCAGAAAUGGGCGAUUCCUUGCUAUCUGAACCCACCCUCACGGCAGAGCCCGCCCCCUCCCCUGCAGCAGCAACGCCCACUCCUGCAGCGGCAGAGCCCGGAGUCUCUCUAGCUCCUCCCACUAGCACAGCAACCGCCACCUCCCCUGGCGCCGCCAAUAUGGAUCUGUUGGGAGAUGCCUUUGCAACACCUGCUCCUGCCACUGAGGCCUCUGCAGCAGCAGCUGAAGGUGGGGCCGCUGCCACGUCUGCCCCAGCCGCCAACGCUGGAGCUGAGUCCACAGGAGGAGAUGCCACGGCCGCUGCUGCUCCUGCCGCCCCCGGUGCAGAGCUCAUGUCAGUAUUUGAUGGACUAGGGGAUGUAAUGAAGCCCACUUUGACCCCUCAGGCGGGGGAUGUUGACACCUCCAUGGCUAACAUGGCAAGUAAUCUCACAAUGGGAACCGCAGCGGCACCUCAGGUAGCUCCCCCCUGUUGGGGUGCUCCCAUGCCCGGGGCACCAGGAGCUCCCAUGAUGCCCAUGGUGAGGCCAGGCUUUCCUGCGACUGGGGCGACCCCCGGAGCACCGAUGUCUCCUGGAGCAGCCCAGAGCCCCAGAAAGCCUCCACCACCGAGGAACGCUCUGGAUGACCUCAACAUUAAGGACUUCAUGUAGACUGACUGACCUGUAAACCCCCAAGGUUUGUCAUCGUGUCUGGAGCUCUGUGGAUGUGGAUGUCUGCACUCCCCCCACUGCCUUCCCCUCAGUCAUGCCCUCAGCCCCCCCCCCCCCAUCUCAGCCAACCAGCCAUUACAUCUGCGAUCUCUGCCCUCUGACCUCCUACCAACCCCCCCUCCUAAAAUAAAACCUGCCCUCCUUAUCUAAUGUUGUAGCACAACUGUGAAUGUGAACCCUAGAUACAGAAAAACAAAACUCCGUUUAUGUGUGUGUGGGUGUGUGUGUAACUCAGUGUUAACCUUUACUUAAUAUACUACGGAAAAACGAACAAAAAAAAUAAAUAAAUGUGUAUUUAGAUUCAUUCUGGAUUUCCGCGUAUCAGCUGACUUGGAAUGGUGGAUAAAUGUUGGUUUCUUUGCGCAUCUCCCAGACGAGGACUGUGUUGUUUAAAUGUGGACUGUGUUCGGUGUGUGUAACUUCACUGGCCAACCCCGACUCCCACUCCUCCACCCCCCCCGUUGUCCAAAAACUAAUACUGAGCUAUGUUUAUGUCAUUAAAAACUUGGUUGUACCUAUAUCUGCUCGGCCAUCCAUCCUCCCACGUGUCUACUUCCAACAAAAUGUACCUGAAAACAACUUGCGAUCGAAUCUGGACUUAUCAUCGAACACAUCAAGUUGUGUUCAGUUUCAUUUUUACUUUUGUUUUUUUUAGGGAUCGUGUGAAACAUGCAAAAAUUUGUGAACUGUGUUCGAAUUGACAUAUGCAUUUUAGACUGUUUUAAAUGUUAGAUUAUUUUCUUUAUUCUUUAUUUUGUGAGAAAAAAUGUAUCAUAUAUUUUUAGUUAAAUUAUAAGGUUGAAAUAAGGCAAGUAGACUUUAAAAAAAAAUCCCCGCCUUCUUUGUACAUACCUCUCAAUCUGUAAUCAGAGGCAGUAUUGAAUGGAAACUUCGCCCCGAGUGUUUACUGUUGCGCCCCCAGCUGGUGUGGAGUGAUACUGCAUCGUAGCAUGCGACAGGUCAAUCUGGGAUGCAUCAAACUCUCAGAGAGGUCCUUCCUCCACAUAAGACGUUAAGGGAAGGAAGUGUUUGUGUAUGUGAUUGGGAUGUGGCUUCUGUCCUCUCUGCAGCAGCGCUCGGUACAUUUGUUCACGUGCUGCAGGUCUGGAGGACUCUCACUGUAAAGCACUCAAGUAUACGCUGGAUGUUCUGUGUGUUGUUUAUUUCCAAAAGUGACUGUAUCUUAAUCCAUUGUGGCAAGUGUUGAAAGAAAAAUAAAGAUGACUACGACACGUUUAAAAAAAAACAAAAAAAACAAUAAGAAUGUGGAUAAAUAAUGUUUGCUAAGUAUUCAACAUGAAGGCUGUGUUGUUUUUCUUUGGGUUAUUAUGGAUGGCAUCGUUCUUUCUCCCUCACCCCCACCUGCAUGUGAGUCCAAAUGAGAUGCAAUAAAAGACAAAUACACUGAUCCAAA
This is a messenger RNA of Epinephelus lanceolatus (giant grouper), 4069 nucleotides long. Lineage: Eukaryota; Metazoa; Chordata; Actinopteri; Perciformes; Serranidae. The record is from RefSeq and is a predicted model, not a curated record.